GUUUUGUUGGUUGUUAUAAAAAGCGCGUGCGGUUAAAUGACACAAUUGAAGGGUGCUGGACAGUAUUAAAGAACCUCACGUUAGGUGAUCGUCAACGGAAUAUUGUCUUAAUUCAUGACAUUGUAAAAUCAGCGCUACAACUAAAUAACGACUCAUGGCCUUCAGUCAGCCCCAUUUAAACAAACAGCUGAUAAACCUGUAAACAACAUUGCAUUGAAACGCUGAAGCAACCUCCACUAGCAUCAUGAAUUUGACUGAAAUUUGUGACAAUGCUAAGAAAGGAAGAGAAUAUGCAUUACUGGGAAACUAUGACUCCUCCAUGGUGUACUACCAAGGUGUUAUACAACAGAUCCAUAAGCACUGCCAGUCGCUCAGAGAUCCUGCCCAGAAAGUCAAAUGGCAUCAAGUUCGACAGGAGCUGGCAGAGGAAUAUGAGCAGGUAAAGAGCAUUGUAAAUACCCUGGAGAGUUUCAAGGUGGACAGGCCAAUUGAUUUCCCCAACCCUCAGCCUGAAGAGAGCCCAAGGGACCGCAAUGUCUGGCCUCCCCCAACCCCAGCGGAGCACAGAGGACCUGCUCCGGUUAAGAAACCAAUAGUUGGAUCAAAGCCACAGCGAAAAGACUCACCUGCUAUGCAGCAUCGUGGACCUGUGGGGAGGGGUCAGCCGAAUGUCAAAGCAGACAGACCGAGCACUCGAGAAGGCCGCAGCAAUAGAGUUAAAGAUGAAAAAAGUAAGAAGAAUGGUCAGGAAGGUGCUGGUGAUGGAGAACAGAGAAGGUUUGAUGGCACAGGCUAUGACAGCGACCUAGUAGACGCGUUGGAACGAGACAUUGUGUCCAGGAACCCCAAUAUCCACUGGGAUGACAUAGCGGAUCUAGAAGAUGCCAAGAAGCUACUGAGAGAGGCAGUGGUCCUGCCAAUGUGGAUGCCAGACUUUUUCAAAGGGAUCCGUCGCCCGUGGAAGGGGGUGCUGAUGGUUGGACCUCCAGGCACAGGCAAGACCAUGUUGGCUAAAGCUGUUGCCACUGAAUGUGGCACAACGUUUUUCAAUGUGUCCUCUUCUACGCUUACUUCAAAGUACAGAGGAGAAUCUGAAAAACUGGUGCGGCUUCUCUUUGAAAUGGCUCGAUUUUAUGCCCCAACAACAAUUUUUAUCGAUGAGAUCGACUCUAUUUGUGGCAGACGUGGCACAUCAGACGAACAUGAAGCCAGUAGGAGAGUGAAGUCCGAAUUACUGGUCCAAAUGGAUGGUGUAGGGGGCGCUCAAGAGAAUGAUGAUCCCUCUAAGAUGGUAAUGGUCCUGGCGGCCACUAACUUCCCCUGGGAUAUUGACGAGGCUUUGAGGAGAAGACUUGAGAAGAGAAUCUACAUUCCACUCCCUACCGCUGAAGGACGGGCAGAACUUUUGAAGAUCAAUUUAAGAGAGGUUGAAGUGACGUCUGAUGUGGAUCUGACACUCAUCGCUGAAAGAAUUGAGGGUUAUUCAGGAGCUGACAUCACCAACGUCUGCAGAGAUGCAUCAAUGAUGGCCAUGAGAAGGAGAAUCCAGGGUCUCAGCCCGGAGGAGAUCAGAGCUCUUUCUAAAGAUGAACUUCAAAUGCCAGUCACCAUGGAGGACUUUGAGCUGGCACUCAAAAAAAUAUCAAAGUCUGUCUCAGCUUCUGACCUGGAGAAAUACGAGUCCUGGAUGUCUGAGUUCGGUUCGGUUUAAAGAAAAACAGAAUCCCAUGGGUACGGCACACUUAAGAGCAAUACUUGAAAAAGACACGGUUUUAUGUCUUCAGACGUUUUAAUAUCUAAAGAUGCUACUGAACAUUGUAGUCAAAGCAAUGUCCUGCUGUGUUUGUUUACGCUCGGACCAUUAAUUGGCAGAAAUGCACUUCAGAAAAGUCAGACGCUGGUUGCAGUCUGAGGUACGACACUGAGCCACUUUUAUUCGUUGUUUGUAGCAUUUCAGUUUUGAGUGAUUUCUAAAUCCAUUUCUACAAAAAGGAUGGAAAUCGCCCGAAUGCUAAUAACACGUUUUAGGUUUCAUACUAUGAAGCUUGUGAAAAGGAGACUUGAUAAGAGAGAGCAGCAUUAUCCAGAUGUUGGAUAUUUUUAAUGUUUGAUAGUGUGUAGACACUAAUACUGUAUGUCCGGUGUUUUAUUGGUUUUACUUUUUCUUGACUUACAAUCAUAAUAAAAUCUUAAAUGUAUUCUCUUCUGAUUUAAUGAUGUUUUUUUUUUAACCAGAAGCACUACAAUAAUUACCAAGUUUUUGAUCUGAAUGCAUUCAAUUCAGUGCAUUUUAUCCUGAAUAAAACAAAUAAUAUAAAUGUUA
Molecule: messenger RNA, 2323 nt
Organism: Triplophysa dalaica
Lineage: Eukaryota; Metazoa; Chordata; Actinopteri; Cypriniformes; Nemacheilidae
Gene: katnal1
Product: katanin p60 subunit A-like 1
Exons: 11
Coding region: 245-1711 (488 amino acids)
Biological process (GO): microtubule severing
Cellular component (GO): microtubule; microtubule cytoskeleton
Molecular function (GO): microtubule binding; microtubule severing ATPase activity; ATP hydrolysis activity
Source: RefSeq, a predicted model, not a curated record